AUGACCGCCAGAAAACUGAACUUUGGCGCUGGGCCAGCCAAAUUGCCCGAAUCUGUAGGUUUUUGAGCUCUAGCUGGAGGUUUUUAAUUUUUGGCUAGUUUUUAGAGCAAAAAAAUUUAAAUUUUUUUGAUCUUUCAACGAUCUUUAGGUAGAUUUGAAUUUUUUAACACAUUUUUUCAAAAGUUUAAUUGAAUUUUUGAUAUUUGAAUUUAUUUUUUACUUUAUGUUCUGUUUAGGAGCGGGCAAAUUGAAAAAAAAUCAAUUUUAGGUAAAAUUUUUUUUUAAUUUUCCAAAUUAGGUGUUAUUUCUUUAUUUCAAAGCUUUAACACAUUAAAAAUGAUAUUUGUAACUUUUAAAGUAUUUUUCGUAUCAAAAAGAAUAUUUUAGGUAACAUGUAUAUAUAAUAUUUACAUUUAUGUAACAAUUUGAUCUUUUAUUCAUAGUUUAGGUAUUAGAACAUGCUCAAAAGGAACUUUUCGACUUCAAUGGACUUGGUUUGAGUGUAUUGGGUAAGAAGAUACUUUUUUUAGGUAUAAACGUUAUGUUUAAUAUAGUUUUAAGUGUUAACAUUGGGUAACGUAUAUUGUUUUAAAUGCCAAUUUCUUACAGAAAUAAGCCACAGAAGUCCUGAAUUCAAAAAGAUCAUUGGAGAUGCCGGAACGCUUCUUCGUGAGUUACUGUAAGUUAUUCUCUUUGGUUUUUAUUAUGGUUAAGCAUAUUUAAAGCUUUUUGACUUAUAAGUUUGGGUAACAUACGAUCCUGACCUUGUGCCAGUUUUGUGCUAACAUAAUAUUUUCUGCACCUUGUAGCUCGAUUCCUGACAACUACGAAGUCUUGUUCAUGCACGGUGGUGGAAGUGGUCAAUUUGCAGCGAUACCCCUUAAUCUUCGAUCAUUAUCUACAACGACACCCCCAUCUGCUGAUUACCUGAUAACUGGAGCGUGGAGUCAGAAGGCAGCCAAAGAAGCCGAAAAGUACAUUCAUGUAAACAAAGUUUCUUCGUGCAGCUCUCACGAUACGAUUCCGCCCGCUUCUGAAUGGAAGACUAGUACUGAAGCCGCUUAUUUGUGGUACUGUGCUAAUGAAACGAUUCAUGGAGUUGAGUUUAAAGAUACUCCAGAAGUGCCUGAAGGCGUGAAUUUGGUGGCUGACAUCAGUUCCAACAUUCUCAGUAGUCCUAUCGAUGUGGCCAAGGUAAGAGUUGUUAAGGUGUUGAAUUUUAUUUUAAAAGUAGGGUCAGAUGUUAUAGGUCGUUAAAAGUAUUAUAUAUGCUCUGUAUAUUUUGGAUCAACACUUGAAUUUAAAUUUAAUUUAACUAAUACUACCCUAUUUAGCACGCUGCAAUCAUAGCCGGAACUCAGAAGAAUCUCGGAAUCGGAGGUCUGACGAUCGUCAUAAUUCGUCGUGAUCUGAUCGGCCGACACGACCCUCAAACUCCAGGAAUUUUGAACUACGCUGAUAUCCACAAGAAUGAAUCUCUGUACAAUACUCCUUGUGUUUUCGCGUAAGUGUCAGUACUUAUUGCCCUAAUAUUUCAAUACAUUUAUGACAUCCAGUUGUCGUCAACGUAUUUUAUACUAUAGUAGAUCUUCAAGGCUGAAUUUAUUGUGCUAAAGCAAUACAUAUUGUAACAAAAUAUCUAACAUAUCUACUAAUUGGACCAUAAUUGAAUAUUCACAGUGUAUACAUAACAAAACUAGUUCUGGAAUGGAUCAAGAACAAUGGCGGUCUGGAAGAGAUGUCAAACGACGCUGAAUACAAAUCCAGCUUGAUCUACGACAUUAUCGACCAUUCGAAUGGCUUCUACACUUCACCAGUUCAAAAAAGCGUCAGAAGCAGAAUGAACAUUCCUUUCAGAAUCAAGGGGAACGAUGAGAAGUUGGAAGAAAAGUUUUUGGCCGAAGCCAAGGCCAAAGGAAUGAUCGCUUUGAAGGGGCAUCGGUAAGAUAAUAUAAAGUUUUCGCAUUGAUCGAGUUUUAUAUUAUAAACUUUCUUGCGUAUGUUGUAGUAGGUAACUCUUAACCAAUAUUGUUGUAGUACACGAUAUAAAAUGUAGCUUAAAAAUACUGUAAUUUCAGAUCGGUUGGAGGUAUCAGAGCAUCGCUUUACAACGCAAUUACAAAAAAGGAGGCAGAAACUUUGGCUAGCUUUAUGAAGGAAUUCCAGUCAAAAAAUUAA
This is a messenger RNA of Bursaphelenchus okinawaensis, 2178 nucleotides long. Lineage: Eukaryota; Metazoa; Nematoda; Chromadorea; Rhabditida; Aphelenchoididae. The record is from the annotation of a GenBank genome assembly.